Messenger RNA from Chaetomium globosum CBS 148.51, 1878 nucleotides. RefSeq lists its product as uncharacterized. The record is from RefSeq and is a predicted model, not a curated record. Gene Ontology annotation, molecular function: DNA-binding transcription factor activity. The transcript has 2 exons. NCBI's taxonomy places the organism in Eukaryota, Fungi, Ascomycota, Sordariomycetes, Sordariales, Chaetomiaceae. The coding region runs from base 1 to 1878 and encodes 625 amino acids. Gene Ontology annotation, biological process: regulation of DNA-templated transcription.
AUGGGUUCAUUUCAAAUGCCGUCCUAUUACAGGACCCCUUUGACCGUCGACACCACACACGCUCAGAAGUUCUUUGAGGAGGAGGACGCGAGCAUACUCGACGAUAACAUCCUUGACCACAGCGGGCUCGACUCGGGCUUGGAGAUGUCGCCGCCGAUGGUGGAGAGCAGGAGGGAUUCAUUUGGCGUCACCCCGUCCAUCUUCUCACCAAAGACGGAGGACUGGCAGUCGGUCGAGAUGCAGUCGGUGCCCUCGAACAACCCCUUCUUCGACCAGCAGAGCAACAACCCCUUCCUGCGGAUGGACCAGAACCAGCAAGCGGCUUACCAAAGCCACACUACCUGGCCCAUGAGCAGCUCCGGCUCCGCAACUCCCCAGCUCCAGCCCUUUGACGGCCUCCCGGUGGAGUAUGACCAGAGCAACCUUGCCAUGUUCCACAGGCCCGCCAACAUGCAGACUCCCACCCCCUUCGCCGCUCCUGCCAACCCCGUCGCCAUGUUCCAGCAGCUCGGGCAUGCCGCUCCCCAGUCGAUCCCGGCUUCUCCCCAGAAGGAUGCUUGGAUGGCUCAGGAUCUCAAGGCGCAGGCCAUGAAGAGGACCCGUCCCGCCAGCCCCCUGAUCCGGUCCCACAACGACCUGCGGAGGGGUGAUGGCAUCCGCAAGAAGAAUGCUCGCUUCGACAUCCCCGCCGAGCGCAACCUCAGCAACAUCGACCACCUGAUCUCGCAGUCCACCGACGAGCAGGAGAUCAAGGAGCUUAAGCAACAGAAGCGUCUCCUUCGCAACAGGCAGGCAGCCCUCGACUCGAGACAGCGCAAGAAGCAGCACACUGAGCGGCUUGAGGAUGAGAAGAAGCACUUCACCGAGGUCAUCGGGGGUUUGGAAGACACCAUCGCCAAGAUGGAGAGAGAGAUGCAGAAGCUGUCCAUGGACAAGCAGAACUACGAGUCGUACAUCAACGAACUCGAGCAGAAGCAGGAGGAGAUGAUCAGCAGGCACACCAUCGAGACGGGCGAGCUGCGCAAGAAGAUCUCCGUGCUGACCAACGAAGUGCACUCCAUGGGCCGUGCCGCCACUACCGCACCGGGUUUCCCCGGCGCUUUUGCCGAGAUGGAUGGCAUCACCAUGGACUGCUCCUGGGAUAACAUGCCAAUGUUUGGCGACUUUCCCAUGGAGCAGGGCACUCCCGAGGUCAAGCAGGAGAUGCAGAUUGUGCCAGCAGCCAAGAAGUCCGAGGUGUCCCUGUCGACGUCCGACUCCGAGAAGCCCGCCCAGCAAGGCGGACUCCUCUUCAUGCUGUUCCUUGUCGGCGCUUUUGUUCUCUCGAGCCGGUCCUCGACCCCCAGCAUCCCGCGCGUUUCCGAGGAUGUCCGGGCCGCUUCCGCGACCCUCCUCGAGAACGUGCUCAAGGAUGCCGGCGUGUCGCAGGUCGCCUCGGGUCUCCAAGCCCUGGCUCCGCAGCCCUCGGGCACCACCUGGGCCCAGGCGUCGCAGCCGUCCCUGUCCAUGGCCGCGCCGAUGGUCGACAACGUCGCCCCGUCGGUGCUGGGCGAGAUGGCGGAUGCCCUGACGCAGCCCACCGAGCAACAGACCAACGAGCAGAUCUUCUCCUUGUCGGCUGCGCAAUAUAAUGACCUCACCUCGCAAGAUUUCCUCCAGGCUGCCACGCCGGCCGAAAGGUCGACGAGCCAAGGGAGACGCAAUCUUGCUGAGGCGCUGGCCACCAUGCGCAGCUCGACCAAGCAGUCGUCUGCUGCCGAGGUCUACACUCGGUCGCUGCUCUGGGACCAGAUCCCGGGCGACGUCGUUCGGACCUUUGCCAGGAUGGUUGCGGAGAGUAACAACGCCGCUGCCGGCUCUGCCGAGGUCCGGGCCUAA